CUUCCCAGUCCGCACUCUGCUACAGCAGCGCUCGCGGUGAUGUUUUGUGAUGUUGGGUGAAUAAAGCUCAGCUCGCGUGACCCCGUUUGUACUGCUCACACCUUUUUGUCUCUCUCCGACGGAGCGCGGGCGCGCGGCACAGCACGGCACGCGGAGUGAGUAGAGAGAGAGCAACGGAGAGUGUGCGAGUGAGAGAAAGCGAAGAGAGAGAGCAACAGAUAGAGAGAAAGAGUGAGUGAGUAUCUGAGAGAGAGAGGGUGAGAGAGAAAGCAAGAGAGAGCGAGAGAGAGAGAAGCGCGCGCGGAGCUCGAGACUGCCCCUCUCUCUCGCGCUGGUGCGGCCGGGCUUGGCGGGAGCUCGGCGGGAUACAUGCGCGCACUCCGGCUGCUUUUGCGCCGCCGAUGCACGAGGAAAUAUGCAGCGCAGUCCGGCCCUCUUCCUCCUCCUGCUCCUCGUCCUGAGCGGCCUGCUGGGACUCAGCUCCAGCUCCAGCUUUCCCAGUAACAUCAACAUAGGGGGUCUGUUCCCCACCGACUCCCACGAGUAUGAAGUGUUCCGCUUUGCUCUCUCUCAGAACCAUGAGGUGCCCAAACUGGUACCACAGGUGGACAUGGUGGACACGGGCAGCAGCUUCGCCAUGACAUAUGCAUUUUGUUCCCAGUUCUCUAAAGGAGUCUAUGCCAUCAUUGGUCUGUAUGACAGGAAGACUAUGAACAUGCUGAUGUCGUUCUGCGGGGCUCUGCACGUCUGCUUCGUCACGCCCAGCUUCCCCAUUGACACCAACAACCAGUUUGUGAUCCAGCUGAGGCCUGAGCUACAAGAUGCCCUGAUUGCCCUUGUGGAGCACUACAAGUGGACCAAGUUUGUCUACAUGUACAGCUCCGACUCAGGUCUGACAGUGCUUCAGAAGAUCCUGGACACCGCUGCAGAAAAAACCUGGCAGGUCACAUCCAUCAACUUCGACACGCUUACAGAGGCAGCCUUCCUGAAAGCCAUCCAGGACCUGGAGAACAAAAAAGAGUACAAGAUCAUUUUGGACUGUGAGCUGGAGAGACUUAACUCCAUCCUCAACCUGAUAGCAGCCCAGCGAAAGAACCUGAAGAAUUACCACUUCAUUCUGGCAAACCUGGGCUUUCUGGACUUGAACUUCACAGAGUUCAGGAAGGGCGGGGCUAAUGUGACGGGCUUCCAGCUGAUGAACUACACAGAGCCUAUGGUCAGCAGGACCAUACAGGAGUGGCUGGAGUUUGACAGCAAAGACCUGAAGAGUCCUAAGAAGAGGCUGAAGUACACUGGAGCACUAACCUAUGACGGCGUGAGCGUCAUGGCCACUGCCUUCCAGAACCUCAGAAAGCAGCGCAUCGACAUCUCUCGGCGGGGCAAUGCAGGAGAGUGCCUGGCCAACCCCCCAGCACCAUGGGGCCAAGGCAUCGACAUCCAGAGAGCGCUCCAGCAGGUGCAGUUUGAAGGUCUUACAGGUCACGUGCAGUUCAAUGAAAAAGGACACCGGACCAACUUUACUGUCAGCGUAAUGGAGCUUGGCUCAAGUGGCCCUAAGAAGGUGGGUUACUGGAACGAGAACGAGAAGUACGUGACCACGGCGACGUACACCCACACACUUAACGAAACCUUUGGCUUUCAGAACAGGACGUACGUAGUGACUACCAUUCUAGAAUCUCCAUAUGUGAUGCUGAAGAAGAAUCACGAGCAGUUCGUAGGGAACGAUAAGUACGAGGGCUACUGUGUGGAGCUGGCCGCAGAGAUCGCCAAGCACGUGGGCUACUCCUAUAGGCUGGAGCUCGUAGGAGACGGCAAAUACGGAGCCCGAGAUGCUGAGACAAAAAUGUGGAACGGCAUGGUUGGAGAACUGGUGUAUGGGAAAGCUGAUGUAGCCGUGGCUCCUCUUACCAUCACCCUGGUCAGAGAAGAGGUCAUCGACUUCUCCAAGCCUUUCAUGAGUCUGGGCAUCUCCAUAAUGAUCAAGAAACCCACCAAGUCCAAGCCUGGGGUCUUCUCCUUCCUGGACCCCCUGGCAUAUGAGAUCUGGAUGUGUAUCGUGUUUGCUUACAUUGGCGUUAGCGUGGUGCUGUUUCUGGUCAGCCGCUUCAGUCCUUACGAGUGGCACAGUGAGGACUCGGAGGAGGGAGCGGAGCAGCAGAGCCAGAACCGGACGCCCUCUCCAGAAGCCAGCCAGUCACAGUCCCAGGGCCAGCCGGGCCAGAACCAGCAGGAGAAACAGGAGAAGCAGCCUGAACACACCAACGAGUUCGGUAUCUUUAACAGCCUGUGGUUCUCCCUGGGGGCUUUCAUGCAGCAGGGCUGCGAUAUCUCACCCAGAUCACUCUCUGGACGUAUUGUUGGUGGUGUCUGGUGGUUCUUUACCCUCAUCAUCAUCUCCUCCUACACGGCCAACCUAGCUGCUUUCCUCACUGUGGAGAGAAUGGUGUCCCCUAUAGAGAGUGCUGAAGACCUGGCUAAACAGACAGAAAUCGCCUACGGGACUUUGGACGGAGGAUCUACCAAAGAGUUCUUCAGGAGAUCGAAGAUAGCGGUGUUUGAGAAGAUGUGGUCCUACAUGAAGUCUGCUGAUCCCUCAGUGUUUGUGAAGACCACGGAUGAGGGUGUCGUGAGAGUCAGGAAGUCGAAAGGAAAGUACGCCUACCUGCUGGAGUCCACCAUGAACGAGUACAUUGAACAGCGGAAACCCUGUGACACCAUGAAGGUUGGGGGAAACCUAGACUCCAAGGGCUAUGGAGUUGCCACUCCCAAAGGAUCUGCCUUAAGAAUCCCCGUAAACCUAGCGGUGUUGAAGCUCAAUGAGCAAGCCGUCUUAGACAAACUGAAAAACAAAUGGUGGUACGAUAAAGGCGAGUGUGGAAGCAAGGACUCCGGAAGAAAGGAUAAAACCAGUGCCCUUAGCCUCAGUAAUGUGGCGGGGGUGUUCUACAUCCUGAUUGGCGGACUAGGCUUGGCCAUGCUGGUGGCCUUGGUCGAGUUCUGUUACAAGUCCAGAAUUGAGUCUCGGAGAAUGAAGCAAAUCAUUGACGCGGCCAUGAUGGGCUCCACUCUGACUCGGAUGGGCAGCGGCGGGGAGAACGGCCGAGUGGUGGCCCACGACUUCCCCAAAGCAGCACAGACACUGCCCUGCAUGGGCCAGGCAGCGGGAAUGGGCCUCAGCACCACCGGCAUGUAGACGAACCCUGGUCCUGGGUUGCCACAGAGGGGUGAAUGAAGAGAGAAGCGUUGCGCUGCGACAUGCUGUACAGCCAAUCGGACUGAUUCCACACUCUGGACUCUUGAAGACGAGAGCAGGAGGGGCAGACGUCUCUUUUCUAAUACGAAGUGUGGUCGUUUUUUUGAAGUCUUUCUGGUGCAAUAAGAAGCUUGUGUGGGAGGGAGGUUUUUGUAUGAAGUUUCGUUUUCGUGGGAGUGAACAGAACAGAAGCUCCGCCCCACUCUAAGGGUAGUGACUUGCACUUGCACUAUGUCGUUCCUGUCAUCUGGCCUUGGUUUUAUGUUUUGGUUAAAUUAAUGAGGAUGAGAUUCUUGGUUCGUUUGUUGGUGUUUGCCUGUUUUGAGCGUAAAAGGUUUCAGUGUGUUUAACUAACGCAACGUUGUUUUGUCUGCUAAGUGAUAUGGAGAGCAUUCCGAGCCCAGUCAUUCCUAUAUUGUCUUUCUGUCAGUGAGGAAGGAUGAUUGAUUAACUGUGUUGAAAGUGAGUGCUGUUUAUAGACGGGCGCUCAGUAUGCCGGUUUUGAUUUGCCGAUGCUACGUCUUAGUGUUUCAGGUCCAUUUCAAGAUGUCAGAAGGUCUUCCUCCUUCAUUAAACGCAUUGCCCAAACUUUCCUCCCAAGCGCCCUGAUAAGAUUGUUGGGUAAGAAAGCAGGAGCUGAUCGUUCAGGCUUGUCAUAGCCUUUGCUCCGUCUCCCUCUGCCCUACUGAACAUGAUGAAUCACCUGCUAGCAGUCUCUGAGCCGUGAUUAGAUCUGAGAGAAAGAGCAAUCGAGAGACACAGAGAGAGAGAGAGUGGGCGUGAGGCAGCCAGAGACGGAGUUAAGACAAAAGACAGAGUGCAGAAAUACUAUGUGUAAUAAAUCUAUACAGACCAAGUUUGAGAAAUACGGCAAAAAUAAGACAUUACGAUACUUCUGCGCUGCCCAAAACACACAGACCACAUGCUUCACCAGAUUAACACUAUUUAAGAUGGAACUAAAGGCAAAAAAAAUUAUAAAUCAGUUUGUAAGCGUAAAUAUAAAGCAUUUCAAUAAAAUAAGACAACUGAGGAAUGGGCUGGCAUGUGGUUUACGCAGUUACUGUAUUGUUCACUGGUUAUUGCUGUUUUCAGGCUCUGUAGUUUGUCUAAAUCUGUUGUUGUCUGAUCCAUGCUGUCAUUUAGUGUUCAGAAGUUUGUUAAAACCCAUGAUUUAUGUUUUUAUUUUUUAAAAAGCACAUUAUUACAUCAUUAAUCACAAUAACAAUCAAUGUCAGUCUGCUCACACCUAAUACUAAUGCUACCUAUGUUUGAAUGAUUUUUGUCAUGUCAUGCUUCCAUUCUAUAAUUUUACAUUUGGUGUUUACAUCACAGUAACUGUGUGCUGUAGGCAAGCUGGAAACACAUUAUUUGAGACACAUUAAGCUGGAGACACAGUAUUUCCAGUGCAGGGCUAAAUAGGAACUAAGGCCAGGCUGUACCGGUGCAGACCUUUUUUGUCAGUUUCUGUGUUGCUUAUAAACAAAUGUUUUGGAGAUAAAACAUUACAUCAUUAAGAAAAACGUUACUGAUUAAGGGUUAUUUGGAGCAAUGCCAUAGAAGAACCACUUUUUACAUGGGAUGUGUGAGUGUUUUUAAAGGUUAAACAUCUCUCAAAUGGUGUAACAUUACUGUCCUCUUCUGCAAUACAUGACAUGUAUAAACUGACCUUCAACAAGUAAAACAAUGAGAGAAGUUUACUUAUCAUAUACUGUAUGAAUUAUCAUUUCAUAAUGAGAAGUUUUAUCUACACACUAUGUCCAAGUGUUGCUGACACACCUUCUAGAAUGCAUUCAGCUACCGUGCAAGUAUUAAUAUAAUAUAAUUGAAUAGGACUCUCUGUAGCAGAUCAACAUGUGCAUAAACAUGUUACCAUGUCUACUGUAUGUUCUAGAAGGGAGCAGUGGAACUGUGUUCUCUGGAAUGAUGGUGCUCCAUCCACUACCUUGUGUGUAGUGUGUAGUUAUCAUCCAGAAUCUUUUUUUUAUCAUUUUUAUUUCUCCCAUUUUCUCCCCAAUUACACAGCCCAUUACCCAACCCACUCAUUAGGACCUUCCCUAGUGAUGCCCCAACACCAGGAGGGGGAAGACUAGCACAUGCCUCCCCCGAGAUGUGAAGUCUGCCACUGCCUGUUUCCUGCUGCUGAUGCAGCAUUUCCGAGUAGCAUCACAGUGUACUCGGAGGAAAGCGCAGUGACUCAGUUCCGAUACAUCAGCUCACUUGGCUGCGGACAUCACCUUUUUUUGGAGUGAUGUGGGGAGAGAGCACCAUCUACCCACCUAAUCUCCAUCUCCUAAUCAUAAUGGCAGCACAUAUCCCGCUGGACCACUUGAAGCCCUGUCAUCCAGAAUCUAGACCUUACUAACACACUCAUAUUCCUGUUACCGAAUACAAUCAAAUCCUCACACCAGUGCUCCAAAACAGUCAAAGAGUUACUCCAACAAUGUCAGGAUGAAUUAAUUUUUUUGUAUACUUUUAAUUUCAGAACAAACAAUGAAUAAGCAGGUGUCUCAAACCUUUUUUCCCAUUUCGUGUUUAUUAAACAGAUUUAAGAUGCCAACAUAUAAUUUUUAGUGCAGAGUGCAGAUGCAGCAUUUUUAAGGAACCUUUAUUUAAGUGCAUAUGGUGAAGAAGCAUAGGUUUCGCUGAAAAGCAUGCAGGCAGUAAAAUAAGCUGGUGUUAGUAUACAGCUGUUGCAAGAGCAUGAAAACACAUAUAAUGAGGGAAAUAUCCCCAUUAGCAGCAGCACUGGUUCGUGAUUUGACGUUAAUUUGAUGAUUUAAUGGGUUGCUUCUAACAGUAGAUUUGAGAGGAGCAGCAGGAAAGAGAGCAGCAGCGCUAUUUGCCAGCUUAUUAGCCUGACUGCUGCCGCACUUACGCUCACAUGUGCUGUCGCAGUCUUGACAAAACCUCACAUCUCCACAUUGAUUUAUAGGAGAAGAGAAAAGAUGUGCUUAAAGAUGUUCUACUUUAGUGUACCUUAAUGUAACGUAACAAGCUUUGAAUGGAAGCGAUUUGGAAGUGAAGAGGACCAUAUCUAUUGAUCCAUUCUCUUGAAAUUUCACACAGUGUAAAGGGCAACAUUUAUAUGUUAUAAAUGAUGUAAAAAUCUGACAGAGACAGUAUACUGUAUAUAAUGAGGAGAGAUGUGCAAUACAGAGAUAAAAUAGUAUAGCAGUUAUAUUUCUACAUAUUGACUGUGAUAGACCUUAAAAAUAUGAUAAACAUAUACAGCUCUGGAAAAAAAUAAGAGACCACUUCAGUUUCUGAAUCAGUUUCUUUGAGUUAGCUAUUUAUAGGUAUAUGUUUAAGUAAAAUGAACAUUGUUGUUUUUUUGUAAUUUACAGAAAGCAGAAAAUGAGAAACAGCUAAAAUAACAAAAAAGAUGUAGAGCAUUCAGACCUUAAAUAAUGAAAAGAAAACAAGUUCAUAUUCAUUAAGCUUUAAGAGUUCAGAAAUCAAUAUUUAGUGUAAUAACCGUGGUUUUUAAUCACAGUUUUCAUGCAUCCUGGCAUGUUCUCCUCCACCAGUCUUACACACUGCUUUUGAAUAACUGUAUACCACCCCUGGUGCAAAAAAUCAAUCAGUUCAGCUUGGUUUAGUGACGCCCUCUGGUUUGAUCUCUGCGCUUUUUUUUCCAGAGCUGUAUAAUAAAAACACAUUAAUAAGUCAAUAAUGUGACAAGCUUUAAAGACCAACCAAAAGGAUUCUACUGUAUAAAAUGUAUUAGAUUGGUCUCAAUACUUGACCUUAUGUUUGGAUUAACUGGAUUUAUUGAAUUAACUGAGUACCCAAAUGCAACCUGAAACUGUGAUUGGUCAUUGCUCACAGUAAACACAGUAAAAUCACUGAUCUGAAUGCUCAUUUGCAUAUUGCAUUGUUCAACUCAACAGUUCAGUAACUCUUAUAAUAAUAAUAAAAUAAGAAGAAUAACUACACCAAUAAAAGUAAUAUUAAUAAUAAUAGCCUACAGUGUAAAUUAAUGCACAGUCUAAUAAACAAUGUGCCUAAUCUGUGUUGAUGCACCUCAAACCAAACCCUGAAAGACGUCUCUUUUUUUAUUAAAGUGGUAUACACCAAUCAGCCAUAACAUUAACACCAUUACCUAAAGUUAACACUAAAGGUAUUCUGUGGUUUCUGGCAACAAGAUGCACAAGUUAGCAGGAGAACCUUUUUAAUUUGGUUUUAGGUACUUUUUAAAGUGGGAAUUCCAUGGAUCACAUCAAUAAGAAAAAGCUUCCUGAUGUUUUACCAAUUUGAUGCUUUGACCCCAAACAUCUUCAUAUCACAGUUCUGUUCCUGUCAGAGUGACUCAAAUACUUACGCUUGGCCAUUUCAAGGACUGAUUGUUCACUUGCUGCCUAAUAAAUCCAUCCCACCUUUUGACAGAUGCCACUGAAGAGAAGCUGAAGAUAAUCCACGUUCCUCACUUGUUACCACCUGUCAGUGGUAUUAAUGUUAUGGCUGAUGGGUGUAUGUAUGUGUUAGUAGCCUUGGUGUCCCGGAUGCUAGAAUCGCAGCUGCAUCAGGCUGCAUCUGUCAGAGCUGUGCUAGAUCUGGUUUGUCACGUUGAGACAGGAUGACCAGAAAGUCACUGUAAAGCACAAAAAUCUGUUUUUUUGCACAAUAGCAAUUUCACUUCACCCCUCCAGCACAAGCAUCUGCUGCGUUUUGGUUUUCGACGUGUUUGUCAGGGCUAGGGCAUCCAGCUUCCAUCUGUACGGUUCCUCAAUAAAUAAACUGUAUGGCACGGUGCGGUGGGGCGGAUUGUUAACAAUACCAACAGUACUGAUCAUUUUUUUGUACCUUAAUUGAUUUGUAAAAAAAAAUAAGCGAAGAAACUGAAUAAAAAAUUAAUAAAAUAUUUGAAACAACAAGGAAAAAAGAGAUUGACCUUAAUAUGAUGUGGAAUAUGUUUGUGCUGAAGAAAAAAAAAAAACAAUGCUUUUUAUGGUUUUGCAUUUGAUAGAUUAUAAUUGAUUUAGUAUGUUAUGUUUGAAUUUUUUAUUUUUGUUUUUUUCUUCAUAUUUAUGGUGGAAUUUUUUGUCCUGUACACUGUUUUGUUUUUUUAUUUAUUUAUUUAUUUUUUGCUUUGGCACAGUACUUUUCCUUUCCAAACAGUAUGUUCCGUUUUAUUCGCAUCAGUCUCGCAAAAAAAGAAAAUUACAAAAACCUUUCAGAAAAAAAGAGGGGAGAGGAGAGGGGAGGAUGUGACUUGAAUUCUGAAACUGAUGAAAAAAUAUGUUGACAAUAAGAGCUCAAAAAUAAACUUUUCUAACCACA
Astyanax mexicanus (Mexican tetra) is the source of this 8533-nucleotide messenger RNA. RefSeq names its product glutamate receptor, ionotropic, AMPA 1b (gene gria1b). NCBI's taxonomy places the organism in Eukaryota, Metazoa, Chordata, Actinopteri, Characiformes, Acestrorhamphidae. Gene Ontology annotation, biological process: synaptic transmission, glutamatergic; modulation of chemical synaptic transmission. The transcript has 16 exons. The record is from RefSeq and is a predicted model, not a curated record. Gene Ontology annotation, molecular function: AMPA glutamate receptor activity; transmitter-gated monoatomic ion channel activity involved in regulation of postsynaptic membrane potential. Gene Ontology annotation, cellular component: AMPA glutamate receptor complex; plasma membrane; postsynaptic membrane. Bases 416 to 3193 code for a protein of 925 amino acids.